Messenger RNA from Guyanagaster necrorhizus, 840 nucleotides. RefSeq lists its product as uncharacterized. Lineage: Eukaryota; Fungi; Basidiomycota; Agaricomycetes; Agaricales; Physalacriaceae. The transcript has 3 exons. The record is from RefSeq and is a predicted model, not a curated record. The coding region runs from base 255 to 428 and encodes 57 amino acids.
AGAUUACCAGCCGGCUUCAUCUAGAGACUGCGAUAUACCAAGCCAUCCUCACGGAAUCUUAGGGAUCGUUGCGGACAAAAACUGUUCAUUCCGAGAUUCUGUGGGCACUCAAUCCAACCAAUAACAUAACAGAAGCCAUCCGUCGAUACGGAAUUUCAGACAAGACUAUUUCACUUCUUGUUAUCCACGUAUCAAAUGCUGGGCUGUCCACGUCGGCAGUACAAGAGAAACUUGCACGUGUGGUAGACGGAACUAUGUUGCCAUUGUCUUCCCUCCAGAAUUUCACCGAUUGGACCACGAUCAAGAAAUAUUACAAACUAGAUCAAGAAAAGGCCCUUAUCGCGACAAGAGACGACCUUUCGAAACAGCAUGCCGUUAUCGACGACAUCGUCGUGAGCUCGGUUGCCAUGAAGAGUGUCAUGGGAUGACUGCUGCGCCUAUGUAGUGUAAUUGUCCGUCUGAAGGCGUCCAGGACAUCAUCAGUUCUUGACCCCACCCCCUUGCGACAGGCCACAGUCUACCAUCUACCAUUGAGGGCCCUUCCACCGACCUCAUUCUUCUGUUAAUGGUCUUUGUUUCCGACUCAGGGUGGUUCAGUACCUUCUCGAGGCUCGUAAUCAAUUAAAGUCAGACCUAUAUCCUUUCGUAUACUGUUAACGAGUCCUUGAGCGUCUGUCUACGAUAAAGGAAAAUCCUACCAUCGAUGGUCGUUCUAUGAUCCAGAUUUCAUCCACGCCCCUUGUUUGUCACCAAGGCCGGAUUUAAGAUGCUAUCAUUUAUGCGAUCUGUGCCUAUAAAUGUCACACCCUGACUGAAAGAACCAUCAAGCUUUAUCUUGUC